GAAACCGCUAGCUAGCUAGCUUCAGUUAGGUGAGAUCCCAAUGGGCGAAGAUGUGUGAAAAAGCGGACGUGUCGAUCCACGGUGGAAAUUCCAUCAUUUUGAACCGUUAACUCGGGAAACGCCGAGUUAAAAUGGUUGAUAUUCGACCAGAGAAGCAUCGACAAACUGAGUUUAACGUCGCGAACGUCGUCCUCGCAAUUCAUAGUAGCUUGUAGCGUGCCGGGGGGAUGGCAUUGAAGGACAAGCUGGAGGCAGUGCUGAAUGUGGGACUGCGGGUGCCCAGCAUCAUGCUGCUGGAGGUGCUGUACCGCUGGGACGUCAGCUCCUUCUUCCAGAAGAUCCAGAGGAGUAGCCUGAACAACAACCCCCUUUUCCAGUACAAAUACCUCGCUCUCUAUCUGCAUUAUGUGGGUUACAUCCUCAGCCUGGUGCUCCUGACUCUGCCUCGUCAGCACUUGGUGAAGCUCUACCUGUACGUGCUCACAGCCCUGCUCCUCUUUGCUGGACACCAGGUCUCCAGGGAUUACGUCCGUGGUGAGCUGGACUCGGGCUACGAGGGACCGCUUUACCUGGAGCCUCUGUCCAUGAACCGCUUCACCACUGCACUAAUAGGUCAGCUGGUGGUCUGCACCCUCUGCUCAUGCGUCAUGCAGACCAAGAGGAUCUGGCUGUUCUCUGCCCACCUGCUCCCCCUGGUGGCCCGCCUCUGCCUGGUGCACCUGGAGACCAUCGUGUUCAUCAACCGCUUCGCCAUGAUCUUCACGGGCCUCGAGGUCAUCUACUUCCUGGCUUCCAACCUGCUGGUUCCCUACAAACUGGCCAAGACUGCUUACAGGGAGCUGGUUCAGGUGGUGGAGGUUUAUGGGCUGCUGGCUCUGGGGAUGUCCCUGUGGAACCAGCUGGUUCUGCCGGUCCUGUUCAUGUGCUUCUGGCUGGUGUUGUUUGCCCUUCAGAUCUACACAUACUUCAGCACUCGUGACCAGCCCACUUCCAGAGAGAGGAUUCUGUUCCUCUUCCUCACCAGUAUUGCAGAGUGUUGCUGCACGCCGUACUCCCUGCUGGGCCUGGUGUUCACCGUGUCCUUCGUGGCGCUGGGCGUUCUCACCCUCUGCAAGUUCUACCUGCAGGGCUACCGGGCCUUCAUGAACGACAACACCAUGCACCGUGGUGUGACGGAGGGCAUCACUCUACUGAUCCUGGCUGUGCAGACAGGCCUCAUCGAGUUGCAGGUCAUCCACAGAGCCUUCCUCCUCAGCAUCAUCCUCUUCAUCGUGGUGGCCUCCAUCCUCCAGUCCAUGCUGGAGAUAGCUGACCCCAUUGUGCUGGCUCUGGGGGCCUCCCGGGACAAGAGUUUGUGGAAGCACUUCCGUGCCGUGAGCCUGUGUCUGUUUCUGCUCAUCUUCCCGGCCUACAUGGCCUACAUGAUCUGCCAGUUCUUCCACAUGGACUUCUGGUUACUCAUCAUAAUUUCCUCCAGCAUCCUCACCUCACUGCAGGUGCUGGGCACCCUGCUCAUCUACAUUCUCUUCAUGGUGGAGGAGUUCCGCAAGGAGCCGGUGGAGAACAUGGACGACGUCAUCUACUACGUGAACGGCACCUACCGGCUGCUGGAGUUCCUGGUGGCGCUGGUGGUGGUGGCCUACGGCGUGUCGGAGACGGUGUUCGGCGAGUGGACGGUCAUGGGCUCCACCAUCAUCUUCAUCCACUCCUACUACAAUGUGUGGCUACGUGCCCAGCUGGGCUGGCAGAGUUUCCUACUGCGCAGAGACGCCGUCAACAAAAUCAAGAGCCUGCCCACCGCCUCCGAUCGGCAGCUGGAGCAGUACAACGACAUCUGUGCCAUCUGCUACCAGGACAUGAAGAGUGCCGUCAUCACGCCCUGCAGUCACUUCUUCCACGCUGGCUGUCUCAAGAAGUGGCUGUAUGUACAAGAGACCUGCCCCCUCUGCCACAAACAGCUGAAGAGCCAACCGCAGGCCGCCGGUGCCAGCGCUGCACCCGCCCAGGAUAUUCUGCCAGCCAAUCCCAAUCCAGCAGAGGCUGGGCACGGGGAGCCAGUGGGCAGUGAGGCUGAGGGGGACAAGACAAUAACUGAAAACGGUGUCCCACUUGAAGAAUGCCAGGCCGGCCCCUCUUCCGCUCUCCCUAAACCAGAGGGCAGAGCCCUGGGAACCCAGUGCUUGGAGGGCCAGGCAGAGGGCAGAGCCCUGGGAACCCAGUGCUUGGAGGGCCAGGCAGAGGGCAGAGCCCUGGGAACCCAGUGCUUGGAGGGCCAGGCAGAGGGCAGAGCCCUGGGAACCCAGUGCUUGGAGGGCCAGGCAGAGGGCAGAGCCCUGGGAACCCAGUGCUUGGAGGGCCGGGGGAAUGCUCCGUCACAGGGUUCGGGAGAGUCCUAUCUCCGGUGUCGCCAUCCCCAGCGGUCAGCCGCCUCUUCCUCCCCUGCCACAACGACAUCCUCCAUAUGUUCAGCCUGUUUUUAGUCAGGGCAGUCCACCAUCUUCCUCUGAGCCGGCGCUCCGCUGGAGACCCUCACGUGGCCAAUAUGUAAGACUCAUGAUAGUUUGCUGGUUAACUGUUGGACUUCUAUAUUGCCACUCUCCAGCACCUUAUUGAACUCUGGUUGGCCUGUUAAUUAGUUUGGUUUUAAGCCUCCACAUACUAUGGUUCCCUUAUUUCAUGGUUAUUGUUCCUCAAAUGCAUUUCAUGGUUGUUUUACUUCUAGGCGAUCACACAUGAAAUCCGAUGCAGAAUUUAGUGAUUUCAAGAUUCCCCGAUGCUCCACUGAACGUCCAUUUCAUUUCAGUGUUGAGAAAUCUGCUUUCUCAGUCCUAAAAUCUAAAUAAGUAGCCUUGCGGUUGCUGGAACGGCUCAAAGGAGACGGAGCCUAUAUCUUUCUGUAGCUUGAGGUACAUCUGGACUGACUCUUGUCCCUGAUUUACUCUAAAUCCCAAGGAGGCCGGCAUCAAGGACCGUUACGUUUAGCUUUUGGUAUGACUGCUGGGAUUGAACUCAUGACCCUCCGGGCUCAGGCUUUUGGUAUGACUGCUGGGAUUGAACUCAUGACCCUCCGGGCUCAGGCUGGACACUUACCCACCCUGCGACUGAGUUGCUUCGGUUUUUGACAGUUGCUAGGGUCUUCAUGCUGUGCACCUAUUUGUUCUGAUUACAAAAGCAUCCAUCACGUAACAUUUUGCGGUUUCAUUAACCUGUCAGCGUUCCAGUAUAUUCCAUUUGGCCUGUAUUUCACCCGUCUUGAAUCAAGUGCUGAUUGUAUUAAGGAGUUUGACUCUCCUUUAAACCGCUGUCUGUUACACCACUCCAGUUGUUUCCCCCUUUUCCCACCUGCCUGGUUAGGCCCCGCCUAUUGCGGUUGGGCCCCGCCCACUGACAAGCCCUGCCGCCCAAUACCCCACACCUUGUUCUAGCUGAGGACCUGUUACACAACAGCCAUAUGACUGCUGUUAGGCACAAGGUGGUGUUCAUCUGGUAUGGGAGUGUGUGUUCGAUUUCCAUUUAUUCAUACUGAGGAGAACGGGCGUAGCACUUGAUUUAGACCUUUUUAUGCACGCUCAGGCUUGUACGCCGUCACUGUCUGGUAGCUGUAGGAACUAUCUUGUCGUGGUACUUAGCCCACGUGUUAUGCCGUUUGCACUAAUGUCAUUUUUUUUUUUUUUGCGAUGCUCCAAAGUUGUCUUUGCCAGGUAGCCUACCAAAUAUGUUUGGUAUGUAUGAGGAAAAACCCAAUAUAAAUGUGUAUAUAAACAUUCAUAUCUUAUAAGAGUUUUUAUAUGCCUGCCAUACAGUGUUAAAGCUGCACUACCCAAUAUGAAGUGAUCUUCAGCUUGUGUGAACACUUCAGUGCCGUUCAGUGGGCGAAGUAUGAACAGCUGAAGAUCGCAGAUGGUGAGAGGUGUUAGCAAGAACUUUACCUUCAAGUGUUAUUUUGGCAUUUGUUGCAGUUUUGAGAAUGAAUACAUGUUCUAUGUAUGAUCAAACUGAAAUGCUCCCUUGAAAUUUGAUUUGUAUUGAGUUGGUGGCUUUUGCACAUUUUCUUGAAGGUAGACUGAGCGAAAUGGCCAAUAGUGUGAAUAGUAUUUUACAUACAUCAUGACAUUUGAAAUGCAUUCCUGUUAGGAGUAAAAUGUUUGUUUUGGACAAGCCCUGCAAUUUCCUUCUGUUUUCAUUCUUUUUAUGUUUUCUUUUUAAUACAAAUAGAAUGAUAUACUCUGUGAAUGCUGAUUUCCAGUCAAAUUUCUGUAUAGUUUAUUUGCCUGGGAUCGCCUUUAUUUGAAUAAACUGAAUGUCAAAUAAAUUCAGCCAUCCAAUUUUAA
Esox lucius (northern pike) is the source of this 4331-nucleotide messenger RNA. Its product is annotated as RING finger protein 145. The record is from RefSeq and is a predicted model, not a curated record. Gene Ontology annotation, molecular function: ubiquitin protein ligase activity; zinc ion binding. The transcript has 11 exons. Lineage: Eukaryota; Metazoa; Chordata; Actinopteri; Esociformes; Esocidae. Bases 228 to 2480 code for a protein of 750 amino acids. Gene Ontology annotation, cellular component: endoplasmic reticulum; endomembrane system.